Andrographis paniculata is the source of this 1625-nucleotide messenger RNA. Its product is annotated as probable magnesium transporter NIPA6. Gene Ontology annotation, molecular function: magnesium ion transmembrane transporter activity. The record is from RefSeq and is a predicted model, not a curated record. Gene Ontology annotation, biological process: magnesium ion transport. NCBI's taxonomy places the organism in Eukaryota, Viridiplantae, Streptophyta, Magnoliopsida, Lamiales, Acanthaceae. Gene Ontology annotation, cellular component: membrane. The transcript has 9 exons. The coding region runs from base 322 to 1317 and encodes 331 amino acids.
UUCAGUAUUGAUCGUCUUCUCUUCUUCCCCAAGACAAUCUCUGCCCAAUCACCCAACGCCAAACCUGCUGGAAGUUUCCGACCACUCGCCGCAUCUCCGCCUCAUCUCUGCACCUGCCUAAUCGGUGGUUCGAAGCAACCGGAGAAUCGUUCUGCUACGAAUUCAACUUCCGAAGGGAGCUGGUUGUUGAUUGUGUUUGUGUUGGCUGCCUGUUUGUGCAGAUUGGAGUUCACUAAUUGUAAUUUAUGGUUUGCUUGUUUGUUUUGAUCUGUGGAUUCGGAUAAUUAAGUUGAUUGCAUAUACAAGGAUCGGCGUGGGGGUAUGGGGGUAUCGGAUAAUACCAAGGGGUUGAUAUUGGCAAUAGUGUCGAGUUUGUUUAUUGGAGCGAGUUUCAUUUUUAAAAAGAAAGGUCUCCGUCGUGCUGCUGCAGCUGGUACUCGUGCAGGUGUUGGAGGUUACACCUAUUUAUUUGAACCUCUUUGGUGGGUGGGAAUGAUCACCAUGAUUGUUGGAGAGAUAGCAAAUUUUGUAGCUUAUAUUUUUGCACCAGCUGUUCUAGUGACCCCUCUAGGUGCAUUGAGUAUAAUUAUUAGUGCUGUGCUUGCACACUUUAUGUUGAGCGAGCGGUUGCGGCGGAUGGGCAUUUUAGGAUGCGUGUCAUGUAUCGUAGGAUCUGUAGAGAUAAUUGUACAUGCACCCCAAGAACGCAUUCCAAGCUCUGUACAUGAAGUCUGGAAUUUGGCCACUCAACCAGAAUUUCUUAUUUAUGUGAUAGCUACAUUGUCUGUUGUGUUUGUGCUGAUGCUACAUUUUGAGCCUCUCUACGGCCAGACAAAUGUGCUGGUUUACUUGGGGAUAUGUUCCUUGAUGGGGGCGCUUACGGUCAUGAGCAUAAAGGCAAUUGGUAUCGCCAUUAAGCUUACUUUGGAGGGGAUAAAUCAAUUUGGAUAUGCUCAGACCUGGUUUUUUCUUUCGGUUUCAGUAAUUUGUGUGAUUACACAGCUGAAUUAUUUGAACAAGGCACUCGACACCUUCAAUGCCGCAAUUGUUUCUCCUAUAUAUUAUGUGAUGUUCACAACUUUAACUAUUGUUGCAAGCACUAUAAUGUUCAAGGAAUGGUCGGGUCAGAAUGUGAGCAGCAUAACCUCUGAAAUAUGUGGAUUCAUCACAGUUAUCUCAGGAACAAUUAUACUCCAUACAACACGAGAUGAAGAGUCCCCAGCCACAACAGGGUCCCGAUCCAUGACUUGGUACAAUGAAGAUACUUCAAGAAGUUUAGAAGCAACACAUUUGCUCACAUUAACCACUUCGGAUUAGUUAGAUAUAUCUUUGUUUCGGAGGAGACGAAUGCAGGGCAUAAUUCUUGCCGAUUCAUCCACAUCAACAAACACACGAUGGUGUCAGGCUGAUCUUGUGCUCUUAUUACAGUGGCCGGCACCAAAGGCAGUUCAAAGAUAGCUAACUAGCUAGCUCGAUCGCCAUGCCCUGCCCUGUACAUCCUGGUUUGCAUAGCGAGCUUUUGGUUUAAGAUGGAAAGGUUUGGUUCUUGGUGCCCAUAAAUUUCUUGUGUUAAUUAUCUAAUUUUGAAUACACAAAUUUAUGGCAUUGAUUGAUUCAUUGAUUCA